GUUAAAAAUUAAAUUCCUUUAAUCCUUGGCUUGAACUAAAUUGUUUCCUCACUUCAUCUUGCACGGUCACUCUCCUUCCUUAUCCAAAUCUUCACUGUCACUCCAUGUAACUAAUCUAACUGUCCUUCAUUCAUUCUCAAGCCCUAAAUUACAUUAAUCUUCAUCGUAGCUAAAGUUGUUCCAGUAUAUCUCUGUGCCUGUCUGUCUUCUUUAAACUGUUGUUCAUUCCUCAUCUCACUCGCUCUUUCUCCCUAGUUGGUGGCUACAUGCCACAGAAGACUGACUGCAUCAUUUUCAGCUGCAGGCUCACACCCACUCCUUUGCUCCAGGAACUGUCAGUGGGAGGCUCUGGCCAUAGCUGCAGUUUUUAGCCCAGGAAACAUUGCAGCAGCUGCAGCACACCUCCAUUCAGAGGUCACAUAAUCCAAGCAAAGCGGAUAGCUCUGGUCACUGAUUUCUGAAUAUGCUCCUCUACUGUUUUUGUAUGCUGGUGAAAUGCAGAGUAAAAACAAAUUAGAUUCACAAGGAAUUAUUAUUGCUAUUAUUUAUCAAGCUCCUGCUAGAUGCAAGGUGCUCUGUAAGCUUAGAGGAAGGCACAGUCCUCGCUCCAAAGAGCGUACAAUCCGAAAGCUGAGACUAACAAUAUGGGGCUAGCCCACAUAAUCCAUCAGCUAAAGGUUCAGGAUCAAAGAAGUGGAGCUGUUUAUGUAGAAUUAUCACUGAAAAGCUUCCUGGGAGAAGCAUGUUUUAAAGAGGGAUGCACAAGAAGAGGGAGGCAUUCUGUAACUACUAUAAAAGAGAUGGAAUUAUUGCAUCCCACCCAGCACUAUUGCUACCUCCACCCCCAAAAUCGCAAAACUUCCCGAUUUGUGUUCAUCAAUAAUUAAGGACCCAUCAGCAAUACUCAAAGGGAGCUUACGUUGCAUUUUUGAGCAGCCAGUUAGUAAUGUACCGUGGAUAGAUCCUCUUUUUCAAAUCCCAGGACACCAGGCCAUGCAAGGCUAGUAUUGCAUUUUCAAUUAGCUUCUGAGUGAAUGCUUGGCAUAUGUAGAAGUGACCUGCUACACAAUUAGAUUAUUGUUCUUUCAGCUUUGUGUGGAGAGGAUCUGAAGGAUUGGAAGGGGGGGGGGGGAAGAGCCAGCCAGAGGCAUCACUGUGGAUAUGGAAUAAGGGAUUGCUCAGCUCCUGCAGAUUCACUUGCUAACUCGGGAGUUACAGCUGUUAUUAGGAAGCAUUCAGUGUGGCUUUAGGGAGUGCGCCAGGGGAUAAUCACUUAGACGACUCUCUGAUUUCUUGUAGUCUGGGCUCUUUUCUCUUCUGAGUCUCCUCAUCAUUAUUAUGGAGCCAAACAGUCCUAAAAAGAUCCAAUUUGCUGUGCCAUUAUUUCAGAGUCAAAUAGAUCCUGAAGCAGCUGAACAGAUCAGGAAAAGAAGGCCCACACCAGCAUCACUAGUUAUUAUGAAUGAACACUCACCCCCAGUCACAGAAUGCCUCCCCUAAGCAGAGGAAGCAGAGUGUGUACGCUCCUCCUGCCAUCAAAGGCAGUGAACAGGCAGAUUCUAUUAAAUGUAAUGGUAAUCACCACUCCUCAGGCACCAUACAGCAGCAGAGAGUAACUGAGGCAGAUGAUCAGCUUAUGAAACCAAGGCGGAAAGAUACACCAUUUCAGCACCAAGCACCGUUUGUUCCAGGGGUUAAACAUCUGAAAAGUCAGAAUGACUCAGCAUUCCCAGAGGAGGAAGAGGGUGUCAAUGAAAGAGAAGAAGAAUGGGACCAUUAAUUAGCAUUGGGCUUGUGUAAGAAAGGUUAUUGUGAAUAACUGAACUGCUAAACUUUCCAUACUUAACGUGGAAUUCCAUUGCUUGUGUUUCUGAAACAUUCUUCAUCGCACCACUCCAGGCACACAUAGCAGGAUGCUUUCCGGGGAGCAUUCCUUGACUGGAUUUUACAGCACUCUGCAAACUUGUCCUGUGAUACUUGUAACUGAAGAUAAACAUUUAUUUUACAGUCAUUUUUCUUUCCUUUUUUAUGACUUAAAAAUGUAAUUGGCAAACAUGUUAGUAAUCUAAUUUCAGUACUGCCAGAGCUUAAUUACUGAAUGUGAUCUGUACUCCAAGACUUAUUGUAAAUAGUACCAAUUUAAAAGUUACAAAUAAAUACUAAAUUCAUUUAGA
Messenger RNA from Chrysemys picta bellii (western painted turtle), 2174 nucleotides. It is a transcript of the gene PPP1R1C, whose product is annotated as protein phosphatase 1 regulatory inhibitor subunit 1C. The record is from RefSeq and is a predicted model, not a curated record. Gene Ontology annotation, cellular component: cytoplasm. NCBI's taxonomy places the organism in Eukaryota, Metazoa, Chordata, Testudines, Emydidae. Gene Ontology annotation, molecular function: protein phosphatase inhibitor activity. Gene Ontology annotation, biological process: intracellular signal transduction.